AUGGUAGACGCGAAUGUCAUCGUGGUGCUCGACUGGACUGCUUCACCGGCGGAUAUGGCGACAACGGCGACGGGACAGGCCGGGGAAUACGGCGGCGACGGGCUGAGACUUCGUCGGGUCUGGACGUCGAGUGACGAGAUGGCGGUGAUUUCGACGGCGACUUCAACGGCAACUUCGGCGGCGACUUCGACGGCGACUGCGGCGGCGCACUGGUGGACCGAAUGUCUGUGUGAAUCUUGUUUGGUUUAUGAAGUUGGUUGGCAAGCUAGGCAAGCCCAAAAAUGUUGGGGGGACUGUGCCCAUCGUUUAAGCGCUGCUGCUGCUGAUGCUGGAAAUUCGACUAUGCCCAAUGGCUCUCAGCUGAUAAGUAAGUAUCAGAAAAGAAAAGAGAAAGAAGAACUAGAUGAGAUUCCUUCAUACUAG
Striga asiatica is the source of this 423-nucleotide messenger RNA. NCBI's taxonomy places the organism in Eukaryota, Viridiplantae, Streptophyta, Magnoliopsida, Lamiales, Orobanchaceae. The record is from the annotation of a GenBank genome assembly.